Molecule: messenger RNA, 815 nt
Organism: Ogataea polymorpha
Lineage: Eukaryota; Fungi; Ascomycota; Pichiomycetes; Pichiales; Pichiaceae
Exons: 1
Coding region: 67-426 (119 amino acids)
Biological process (GO): mitochondrial electron transport, cytochrome c to oxygen
Cellular component (GO): mitochondrial inner membrane
Source: RefSeq, a predicted model, not a curated record
GGUGCAUUGAGACAGAACAGCAGACUGGUCAACAGAAAUGUGAGUCUCGUCUCGAAAGUCAGACCAAUGAGACCAGCCCAAUUUACGAGCAUCAGAAAGUAUUCUUCUGACCACCACGAAGAAACCUUUGAGGAGUUCUCCAUCAGAUACGAGAAGGAGUUCGAUGAAGCUUACGACCUGUUUGAAGUUCAAAGAGUCUUGAACAAUUGUUUCUCCUAUGACCUGGUGCCAUCUCCAUCCGUCAUCGAAAAAGCUUUGAGAGCCUGCAGAAGAGUCAAUGACUACGCUACUGCCGUUAGAGUUUUCGAGGGCCUGAAACACAAAGUUGAAAACAAAGAACAAUAUCAGGCCUACCUCGAUGAGCUCAAGGAUGUCAGAGAAGAGCUAGGCAUUGAUUUGAAGGAGGAAUUAUUCAGCGCAAACUAGAUCCUGCCAUUGCCAGUUACGCGAGAGGAAAAAUCCUAGAAAACACACGAAGCAGAUGAAGUCUACAAUAUCUAUCUAAUAUACUGAGUACAAUUCUUGGGAAUCUGUAAGAAAUUGGAUGCUAGUUAUUAGAGGGUCUUUUGUAUACUUCUCUUUAUAUAUAAGACUGAAGCAUCGAAAAGCCAAUGGAACAUACCUGUCAGAUAGAUGAAGGAAGACCGUAGUUUGAUGUAUUGUGGUCUAGAAUCCUAACCGGCCAAUCAAAUCAGUUCAUUUUUACUUUGGCACACCUUGAACCAGGACGGUGUCUGGGUGGACUAGACCUGAUCAACGGCUGUGAAAUUAAGAAUUUACCUAUACACGAAUACGGCAAUAAAUAAACAAAUUCU